AUGGAAGAAUCAGCACAGGGCCAGACCCAGACCUUUACCUCUACAGACCGGAUCCGCCAACUGAAUGACAUCGAUCAGGAUGUUACAAAACUCAUUAAUUCAGCUGGCCUUGCUAUACAAGCCUUGACGAACACUGCGCCAGACUCAUCCUCCCCCACCAACGACGGCUCCCUCGAAUCCCACAAAACGCAGUUCAAAGAAGCUACCGCCCAAUACUUCGCUCUCCUAUCCUCCAUUGAUGUACGCCUACGACGCCAAGUAUACGCUUUAGAAGAAGAAUCUCUUUUGAUCCAAGAACCCAAUACUCGCAUUGGCGAUAUGGCUGGGACAAAUGCCGCGGCGGGUGCGGGCGCUGGUGCCGGUGCCGGAGCUGGAACUGGAGCAGCCAAAAAGCAGACUGGGGCUGCUAAUCCUUUGGAUAUUAGUUGGCUGAACAGCCGCAAGGAUACAGUUGGGAAGGACAAGGAGGCGGAACUGUGGACAUUGGCACGAGAAUUCGUGGAGCAGUUGGACUCUGAGAAGCCAAGUGUGGAUUCGGAGGAGAUGCAGGUUGACUGA
Molecule: messenger RNA, 558 nt
Organism: Penicillium angulare
Lineage: Eukaryota; Fungi; Ascomycota; Eurotiomycetes; Eurotiales; Aspergillaceae
Product: mediator of RNA polymerase II transcription subunit 11
Exons: 2
Coding region: 1-558 (185 amino acids)
Biological process (GO): regulation of transcription by RNA polymerase II
Cellular component (GO): mediator complex
Molecular function (GO): transcription coregulator activity
Source: RefSeq, a predicted model, not a curated record